Molecule: messenger RNA, 330 nt
Organism: Beauveria bassiana ARSEF 2860
Lineage: Eukaryota; Fungi; Ascomycota; Sordariomycetes; Hypocreales; Cordycipitaceae
Exons: 1
Coding region: 1-330 (109 amino acids)
Source: RefSeq, a predicted model, not a curated record
AUGUCUUCUUCUUCCAACCAGAACCAAUUCCUCAUCCUCUCGCCUGAGAUCCGCCCUGCGAAGGUCCAGCCCGCUGCCGCCGCCGCCGCCGCGCCGCGAUUCCUCUCCCUCGCCCCGGACGUGUCGGCCUCGCACCCGCGCGCCCAACGCACCCGCGCCGACAGCGACGUCUCGUCCUCGGCCGCCAGCGCUGACAGCCCGACGCUUGCGGCCGUUGACGCGGCCGUGCCCGUAUCCAACACGCGGGUGCUCAAGCUCAGCCCUGUGCACUGGGGCGCCCACGUCGAGGACCACCAGGGCGACUACCACGACCUGGUCCGGUCUGCGUAG